AUGCCUAUGCCAAGGCCUAUUCGGAAAUCAGAAUCUGAGACAGCUAAAGCUCCUAAAGUAUUCAUGUUUUUAAAGUUUUUUAUUACUCAUACACUAUUAUUUGUUUAUCAAAUGAUGAAUAGAGAUACGGUGAAACAAUUAAAACAAAAAACGCAUAAAAAAGCCUCUCCUGAAGAAAAAGAGGAAAGAGAAAAUGAGGUUAAUAGUUGGCGAGUGAUUUUAUACAACGACGAUAUUCACAAUUUUAUGUACGUAACUGAGUCUAUUUCAAAGUGCGUCCCUCAGUUACCACUGGCUGUGGCACACCUAAUAACACUGGAGGCACAUAAAAACGGCCAGGCUGAAAUUAUUAGGACAUGGAAAGAUAAAGCUGAACUAUACUGCAGAGGUAAUAAACUAUAA
Theileria annulata is the source of this 402-nucleotide messenger RNA. RefSeq lists its product as uncharacterized. The transcript has 3 exons. Lineage: Eukaryota; Apicomplexa; Aconoidasida; Piroplasmida; Theileriidae. Gene Ontology annotation, biological process: protein catabolic process; proteolysis. Bases 1 to 402 code for a protein of 133 amino acids. The record is from RefSeq and is a predicted model, not a curated record.